AUGAGAAAUCGGCUUUGUGGAGUAGUGAUAAAUGAUGCUAUAUACAAUACAGAAGGUGCAAAUAAAAUUAACAGGUCUCAAUUUUCCAAAAUUGCAAAAGGUAUAGAAGAGUUAUUCCCUUCAGAAUCUGAGUUUGUUUAUUUCAUUCCAUAUUUUAGAGAAGGCAAUAAAGUUAGCCCUAAUCGAGGUAAACUGUAUGAUAAAUAUUGCAAUAUUAAAAGAGAAAUCAAUAAAACCAAUACAGCAUUUAAACAAAAUUUGUGCAACAAAGAUGAUGCAGUUUUUACGAACGAAGAUGAAAUUUUGGAUUCAAUAAAUUGGCUAAAGCACAACAUUGAUCCUGAAAUAACUUUAUAUAAGCUGUGGGCAGAAACUGCAAGUUAUCGUUUACAAAAACAAAGUAAUGAUAAAAACAAUCUUAAAUACCCAGCUCUAAAAAACUCGAAGGGUCACAUACUUAUUGAUAUGGAUUUUGAUAAUUUAUAUCCUCAAAAAAAUCAAAAUCUGAUACAAAAGUUUGAUAUUUAA
Molecule: messenger RNA, 528 nt
Organism: Macrosiphum euphorbiae (potato aphid)
Lineage: Eukaryota; Metazoa; Arthropoda; Insecta; Hemiptera; Aphididae
Source: the annotation of a GenBank genome assembly